AAAAAUAAUUUAAAAUAGAAAAAUGUUCUAAAAAUUAUUUGGUACAGCCCCUCAACCGGAAUAAAAGCCACCUGAGCCUAAGAAAUUUAACUAAUUAUCAAAAGAAGAAUUAGCCUAAGUCCAAAAAGAUUUCAAAAAGAAACUCUAAAAAGAAGUUCGUGAAAUCGAAAAGGAGAUAUUUAAAAUAGAAUUUUAAGGAAAAUAAUCAUAAUAAAACUUAGUAAAAGAGAUUAAAAAAGGUGAAAAAGGAGAUAAGUUUAUUAAAUAAACUUAUGCAAAGUAAGUACUUUAAACAUAAAAAUAAAAAGAAAGAUACUUAAAUAAUAAAGCUAAAGUCAUGUCUCUUUAGUAUAGCUUAGAUAACUUUUUCGCCUAAAUAAAAUUCGCUUAGACAAUGCAAUAAACUGGUUCAAUAAUGAAAUAAAUAAAUUAAUGUAUGAAUAUUAAAGAAUUAGCUGUUGGUAUGGCUGAUAUGUAAAAAGAAAUGUUAAAAAUGGGAUUAACUGAGGAAAUGAUGAAUGAUGCUAUGGAAGCAGCUGAUGAUAAUAUGGAAUUAGAGAAUGAAUAGGAAGUUGAUAAUAUAAUUAAUUAAAUAGAAUAAUAAGUCAAAUAACCUGGAAAUAAAAAUAUAAAUGUUUAACCUUAAUAAUAGUAAAGCUAAGAAUAGUUAGAUGAUGAUUUUGAUGCUUAACUGGCAGCUCUUAAAAAUUGA
Ichthyophthirius multifiliis is the source of this 712-nucleotide messenger RNA. RefSeq names its product snf7 family protein, putative. The transcript has a single exon. Lineage: Eukaryota; Ciliophora; Oligohymenophorea; Hymenostomatida. The record is from RefSeq and is a predicted model, not a curated record. Gene Ontology annotation, biological process: protein transport; endosome transport via multivesicular body sorting pathway; late endosome to vacuole transport. Gene Ontology annotation, cellular component: multivesicular body; ESCRT III complex. The annotation marks the transcript as partial.